UUACACUCAUUUAUCACAGUGAGUUGGGAUCCGGUAAAACGAGCCUGGUCCACGGAGGGGUUUUAUGACAUUAAAUUUAACGAGUCCACGCUUCAGCUCAGUUUUAGAACGGUCAGAUUUGGAACGUUUGCUUUUGGACAUAACCGCUGGUCAAAUCUUCCCUAUCAAUCAUGGGAAUUGAGACCAAUUGGUCGCGAUAAAAUGUGCUUUUCUCUGAUUGCUGCGAUUGCCGUGAUAGAGUUCAUUGUUAUGGGGGAUCUCAUUUGCAUCUCAUCUCUGAGCAAUGUAGCCAACAGUAGCGAGGUAGAAGCAUCUCUAAUAAACAAGUACAUGAAACCCCAUAUUCUAAUAAAGGCUAUGCGACAUCACGGUUUAGAUUUGUUCCCCGAGUUUGAUUCGUACGCGUAUGUGGAUGGCGUGCUGGUGAAAGACGUUGCAGCCGAAGAUCACUUGUAUCAAUGUAUGGCCGUGGUGUCGUCGGCCUUCAACUUUCAGUGGAGUCGUUGGAAUCUUCUGGCCGGUCGCGACAGAAUGGUUUAUCAAAUGAGACAGCGACUUCAUGGAUCUGCAAGUCCGGGAAACUACAGCAUGGUUCUUACCACGCCUACAAAAUCUAUACGAAUAGAUUGCACAGAAGUGAGCCCAAACUACACCGAAGAUCCAGUAAUGGAGUUUGAAUACUAUGCUGAUUUGGUCAACCUUGUAAAAGGGAUUGCUACAGAUGCUGGGAUAAAAAUCAUAAAUCAAUCCAGUCCACAUUACGUCGAAACUGUUAGAAUUCUGCUGUCAUCUGUUCGCCCACUUUCAUUUUCUUAAAAAUACUCUGCAGAUUUAUUUAAAUACA
Folsomia candida is the source of this 844-nucleotide messenger RNA. RefSeq names its product protein CASC1-like. Gene Ontology annotation, cellular component: axoneme. The record is from RefSeq and is a predicted model, not a curated record. The transcript has 6 exons. Gene Ontology annotation, molecular function: microtubule binding; beta-tubulin binding. The coding region runs from base 202 to 816 and encodes 204 amino acids. Lineage: Eukaryota; Metazoa; Arthropoda; Collembola; Entomobryomorpha; Isotomidae.